Petromyzon marinus (sea lamprey) is the source of this 1123-nucleotide messenger RNA. RefSeq names its product cytochrome c oxidase assembly factor 6 (gene COA6). NCBI's taxonomy places the organism in Eukaryota, Metazoa, Chordata, Hyperoartia, Petromyzontiformes, Petromyzontidae. Gene Ontology annotation, biological process: respiratory chain complex IV assembly; mitochondrial ATP synthesis coupled electron transport. Gene Ontology annotation, cellular component: mitochondrion. The record is from RefSeq and is a predicted model, not a curated record.
CAGGAGCCGGUGUGUUGGACACGCUUUACGGCUGCCGUCGGCGCGAUUGGCAAGGUCACAACAACGGCACGUGCGCCGCGUACGCACUGUACGCUAACACACUGUACAGUUUAAUUAUCGCCGGUUUAAAAAGUUUCAACUUCACUACGUUUUUUUUUAAAACAACAACAACCCGACGGAUUUCUGAGGCGCGACGCUGCGAGCUGCCGGGAAGGGUUUGUGUUGGCGUGGGACAGGCUGCAGGGAGCCGGGGAUGACGGCCCCGUCGGGCGAGGAGCGGCGCCGCUGCUGGUCGGGCCGCGACGCCUUCUGGAAGUGCGCGGACGCGAGCGAAGUGGCCGGGCGCAACCCCGAGUCCGAAUGUGCCGCCCUGCGCAAGGAGUUCGUGGAGGCCUGCCCUCGGCAGUGGACCAAGUAUUUUGACCGCAGGAGGGAUUACCUGAAAUUCAAGGAGAAGCUGGAGACGGAGGGCUUUCAGCCAUACCAAGAGAAUCAAGGCGGCAAAUCCUGACAGGGACCUGACCGCCAUCAGCUCGUCGGUGGCCCUACAAGUCUGGGAGUGUGGGGGCUUCUCCACGGCGUUUCCCGUGUCCGCCCCACCCGCCCCUCUCCGUUGCCUCGUCUAAAGCGUCGCGCUCCAAGCGAGCGGGAAUUCUGUUUAGUUCCCCCCCCCUCGCCCGAGAGGGAUUAGUUUGUAACGGCAUGGCUUCGUUGGUUGGUGACGCGUUGGUAAAAGCGAGCGGCGUUACCAAUGCUCGGUGCACAAUGCCCUUAUUGUGUGGAAAUGUUUACUUCAAAUUGUUAGUUAAAGUAAGGGGGGGGGGGGGAGGGUGUCAAAUAAAAUAAUAUAUAACCACUUGAUAACCCACAAGACUUCGUUGUCCAUAAAGUUUAGUUUGAGAGUAGGACGAUUGAGCAAAUUGUUCAAUUAGCUUUGUGACCAUCGACACAUGCAAGAAGAACACCCAUGCCGCUUAUAUCAAUAUUGUUAAAACAGCUUUUUAACUCAUGCAGUCUUAUCAAACACAUCAUUUGCUGUAAAUAUAGAUUAUGUUAUCACAUUGUUGUGGAUUACUGUCGCCCCAAGUAUGAUCAUCCUAUUAAAAACAGAAAGAAAAAUCCA